AUGAAUCAUGAGAUGUUAGUGCCAGAGAGGUGGGAGAGCGCCCAGGUCAGUAUAAAAGGCCUGUGUGUAAGUGCAGUCACUCACACAGCGGCACACGGCGCAGAAAACAUGGAGAUUAUAGCUGUAGCUAUACUAUUAGUGACUGUAGGACAGUCGUUCACGAAACCACUUCCAGCUGAUGGGACAGAGAGAUGGCUGUUAGGAGAGCGAUACCUCAGACAGUACUAUGGCCUGCAACCGGGUCUGAUGGGAAAUCUCAAACCUUCAGACUUGAUGAGUGAGAAGAUCCGCACCAUGCAGUCAUUCUUUAAGCUAAAGGUCACGGGGAAGCUGGAUGACAACACACUGGACGUCAUGAAGAAGGCCAGAUGUGGUGUGCCAGAUGUAGCAGAGUACAAUCUCUUCCCCAGGAAGCUCAAAUGGCAAAACACAAUUGUGACUUUCAGGAUAACAAACUACACUCCUGACCUGGAGAAAGAGGACGUUGACAAAGCCAUUCAUAAUGCCCUAAAGGUCUGGAGUGAUGUGACUCCUCUAAAGUUCAAGAGGCUGCAUGAAGGAGUCGCAGACAUCAUGAUCAGCUUUGGGAAACUAGAACACGGAGAUCACAACCCAUUCGACGGCCCUAACGGACUCCUUGCCCACGCGUACCCACCAGGGAUGGGCCUCGGCGGAGACACACACUUUGAUGAGGAUGAAACGUGGACUAAAGACUCAGACGCGUAUAACCUGUUCUUAGUUGCGGCUCAUGAAUUCGGCCACGCUCUCGGCAUGGCUCAUUCUAACGAUCCUGGCUCUCUGAUGUACCCCGUGUAUGCGUACACCCCUGGGUUUCCUCUGUCUGAAGAUGACAUCAAAGGCAUACAAGAACUCUAUGGUACCAACCCAGAUGGAGGGAAAAUCAAACCCAAACCUGAAGCUCCAGAGAAAUGCGACCCUGAGUUAAGCAUCGAUGCCGUGACAGAGCUCCGUGGAGAGAUGCUCGUUUUCAAAGACAGAUAUUUCUGGCGUGUGCACCCACAGUUCACCGAACCUCAACUCGGGCUCAUUCAAUCCACAUGGCCUCAACUCCCGAAGAAAAUAAACGCAGCUUAUGAGAACCCAGAAAAAGACAUUGUCAUCAUAUUCAGCGGUAUCAGAAUGUGGGCUCUGAACGGUUACACCCUGGUGCCAGGCUACCCAAAAUACAUCCACAGACUGGGACUCCCCAAAUCCAUCCGCAAAAUAGACGCUGCGGUGUACAUUUCUGACACGGGCAAGACUCUGCUCUUCACUGAUGAGGAGUACUGGAGUUAUAAUGAAGAGACCGGCACGAUGGAUCAGGGCUACCCCAGAUCCAUAAAGGACGACUUUCCUGGGAUGCGAGAGAAUGACGGGGACGAGGUGGACGAGGUGGAUGCUGCCACCUACAGAAAUGGAUACCUGUACUUGUACCACGAGAACCUGCAGUAUGAGUACAGUUACAAUAGACGGAAGGUCGUCCGCAUCUUGAGAGCCAACGACCUGCUGCACUGCUAAGCUCUUAUAGUGCACAGGUCUCACAAAACAUUUAUUACUUUAUUACGUAAUUUUAUGUGAUGUUUAAUUUUUUUAUUAAUGAAUUUGUAACUACUGAGCUGGUUCAGUAAAAAAAGAAAGUGACAAUUCUGAUUAUUUAUGUAUGUAUUUAUAGUUUGGGGAAAUUGUAUGCAAGGGCAGUGUUCAUAAGACUACAGAAAAAAGGCUACUGUAUAUAAUCCUUUUAUUAUAAGCAUCAGGUGUUUUUACUUUGUCUGUUAUGUCCAUUUGACAUAAUAGUUGACAAAAGUGUUAGUUGACCUAGGUUUACAUAGGUCUUUUUCCCAAUAAGGAGAUUAUUCCAAUAGGCAUGGUCUCAUAAUGACCUGUGUCAGUUUAGAUGUCACGUUAUGUCAACAUGUCAUCUUAAUUGACAAAAGAAGAAUAAGAAUAGUUCUCCAAGCUUCCUGGAGGCACAUUUUGUCUUCUUUUAACUACAAUUUUUUUAAUAUUUAAAUUUGUACUAAAUGUACGAUUUAGCUCAGUGGGACUGCUGGAGUUUUAUAUGAGCCUUAGCUGAACAUGGAAUGCAUUUUUGCACGAAACGAGGGUUGUAAAAUUUGGCCUGAUUACUUACAUAGUACUCGCAUUCCAAGUGACAAAUUUAUAACAAUCCAGACAGACUGUAAUGUACUUAUAUUCACAGCAAUGUUGAUUUAAAAGACGGACUUAAAAUAAACAGAACUAUCCCUUUACAGCAUGAACAAGUGAGAAUCAGGUGCAUAUGAUGACAGACCGUCAGGCUAGUGAUUAGUAUAUUGCUGAUGCUGAAUGCUGAUUGGUUGGAACAGAUAAGAGGUGGAAAUGAGGUUGCUGCUGAGGUUAUUACAUAAACAACCAUUAAAAAAAUUUUUAUUUUUUUAUUUUAAAAUGACAUGUUAUUACCAAAAGUGAGCCUAGUGUGGCAGGGCACACAUUAACUUUUACACUUGAAAUAAUGAUGCUUGUCAGCUUAUGUCACAUUUUCAUAACAGUAACAUAACACAACUUUGGCGAAAAUCAGUUAGAAGACAUCAGUUAGCUCAGCUGUUUUAACCUGACAUCAAAACAAAACAUUGUAAGCUUUAAAACUGACUUUAUGUUUUAUGCAUAUGGAUUCAUGAAUCUGGACUCAUGUUUAAUAAUUAGAAUUGUGAAAUGUCUUUUCUUUAAAUCUGAUAUGGAUGUGAUAAUAAAAUUAAGCCUUCUGCGUUGACUCGCAGACAUUGAAUAUUUAACGUAUUAUUUAUUAGUACAUUAUCCUGGUUGAAAAGUCAAAUAAAUUCUUA
Molecule: messenger RNA, 2825 nt
Organism: Clarias gariepinus (North African catfish)
Lineage: Eukaryota; Metazoa; Chordata; Actinopteri; Siluriformes; Clariidae
Gene: mmp13b
Product: matrix metallopeptidase 13b
Biological process (GO): collagen catabolic process; extracellular matrix organization; proteolysis
Cellular component (GO): extracellular matrix
Molecular function (GO): zinc ion binding; metalloendopeptidase activity
Source: RefSeq, a predicted model, not a curated record